Molecule: messenger RNA, 726 nt
Organism: Fusarium keratoplasticum
Lineage: Eukaryota; Fungi; Ascomycota; Sordariomycetes; Hypocreales; Nectriaceae
Exons: 2
Coding region: 1-726 (241 amino acids)
Source: RefSeq, a predicted model, not a curated record
AUGCCAAACCUUGACGGAUGGUUCUUUCAUUUUGUGGAGUGGCUGUACUCCCUGCCGGAGCCACCCAAGAGGGAGAGGAAGAAGCCCAUGGAGGUGAUUUGCAUUGGGAUGCCGCGGAGUGGCACUGAGUCGCUGCAGUAUGCCUUGAUCAAACUAGGCUACGAUCAUACGUAUCACGGCUGGGAUAUCAACUUUGAGUCCCAGUGGUUUCCGCCCAUGGGUGGUGACGUAGACCUCACUGCCGCCGACUUUGACGCUGUAAUGGGCCACGCAGUAGCCGUUGCUGAUGCGCCAGCAUCUGUAUUUGCAGCAGAGCUCAUCGAGGCGUAUCCAGAGGCCAAGGUGGUACUUGAAUAUCGACGCGACGUGGACGCCUGGCAUAAGAGUGCCUCGAAUACGCUUGCACGAGCUCAGCAUCACUGGCCGCUAUUUCUGCUCUCGUGUCUAGACAAGGAGUGUUUUUGGUCUUGGUAUCUUUAUGUGCGCUUCAUGUGGCCCGGUUUGUUGGAGUGGAGCGUCGAAGAUGGAUGGGAGCCUCUGUGCGAGUUUCUGGGCAAGCCAGUUCCGGAUGAGCCCUUCCCACAUGAGAAUGCUGCUGUGGGCUGGGCAGGACAGGAGAUGAAGUUGGGCAAGAGAUAUAUCAUGGGUGCAGUGAGAAACUUGGCGCUAUUGGGAGCUAUGGGAACUGGAAUUUGGGCUGUUGUGUACUACAGAUUUUAUGCUUGA